UCCCGCCGGCUGGAUCCGCCACUGGGCCCAUACCUAUUUGUCCCCCACUGUAGCCAUGGCACGAUAGUGACCAUGAUCUAUGUACCAGAUGCUCACGCAGACCAAACGUCGAAAGAGCACACUCAGGACAAACAUUUCAUCGGAUUAUCGUGCAAAGUCCAAUUCUAAGGAAAGAUUUUCGAGAAAAUAUGGUGUGAAAAUAAAUACAAUUUGGAACGACGUGGAUGCCGACUCCUGCACGGACCACAAAACGGAACAUACGCGUUUUCGGUUCUGUGUUCGACUAGACCUAAUUUCGUAUGCGGCGCACGAACUACAUUGCUUUGUGCAGCAUCGACCAGCAAACAUAGAUUGUUCUCCGUAACAAUUGGCUUGUGACCCCCUGUAAUCCACAAACCAGUCUAUAGAACAGCAGAGCUUCCAGUAGUGAAGUUCUAAAACACCAGAGGCAAUGGCUUUCAAGAAUGGACAUCUUUUGCUUACCAUCAUAUUCAUCUUCGGGACAACUUUUUCAUCCUGUAAUGGUGCAAAUGUGUUGAUCGUGGGUUUCUAUAUGGGAGGUAGUCACAUGAUGGCGAUGAUUCCAAUAGGAAGAAGUCUUGUCAGUCGGGGACACCAGGUAACAUUUCUCAUCAGUGAUAUCUACACUGGCAAGUACUCUAAACCAGAGUACACGGAUUACUUCAAGUUCGAAUAUUACCACUGUCCGAAUUUAGAUCAGGACAUUGCUAAGGUUAACGAUGAAAUGGGUGAUCUCGCCCUCGAGGAUAACCAGUAUAGCCAAUUGUCAGUACUGAUAUCGUGGUUUACCGACAUCAGUCCUCGGGUUUGCGAUGCCAUUUUCAGCGACGUUGAGCUUAUGAAACGCUUUGAUGCGGUGGAUGCCGUCGUCAUUGAUGUUUCGUGGCCAUGUGGGAUUUUCAUCAAGUCGUUCCUUAGUAAGCAGAGAAAUACCCCUAUUCGUGGUAUCGUAGUUUCUCCUAGUUCAACCAAUCCGUACAUUCAACAACUUGCUGGGUCACCCAUCAAUCCAUCAUAUCAACCUUUUUCAGUCUCUGGACUUUCCGUUCCUAUGUCCUUUCUGGAACGCGUCAGUAAUGUGUUGGGUUACCUUUUUGGAAACAGUAUUAGUUACUUUAUGUUUUCUAGACCCUUUCACAGGAUAGUAGACAAAUACGACCUAGAUCCAGGAAUGAAAAACUCGAUCCAUGAGCACAUUGAUAUCUACCUCAUCAACACUGAAUUCGCCGUCGAGUCUCCUUAUUCUUUGACCCCAAAUAUCAUUCCUGUAGGUGGUCUUACGGCACGACCAGCUGGACCUCUUGGAGAGGAGCUGGAGAGCUUCAUGCAAAGCUCUGCAGAACAUGGUGUUAUUGUCUUCUCUCUUGGCUCGAACUUUUCUGUCAUCACUAAAACAAGACCAGACGUCGUUCAUCAUUUCGUGGAAGCAUUCGGCCGCUUACCUCAUAAAGUGCUGUUUCAUCUGCACGGUGAUCCCCCUGAAAGACUCCCAGAAAACAUCAAGAUGUUGUCGUGGCUGCCUCUUAAAGAUGUAUUGGGUCAUCCAAUGACUCGCCUUUUCGUUUACCAUGGUGGCAAUAAUGGUUUCUUGGAAGGAAUCUACCAUGGUGUUCCUAUGGUCAUCAUGCCCUUAAUCGGUGACCAGAUAGACAACGCCGUCAAAGUUGAGACACUGGGCCUCGGCACGACAUUGAACAAGAAUCGCUUGAGCGCAGACAUCAUCCAUCAAAAGCUGGCAGAAACUCUUCAGGAUCCAGAAUGCAGUAAGAGGGUGAAGCGUGCAUCUGCCAUCUUCAAAGACCGGCCAAUGACAGCCCCUGAUCGGGCAGCAUUCUGGAUUGAACAUGUCGUUAAGCAUGGCGGAAGCUACAUGCGAUCACCCGUCCAUGAUUUAUCAUUCGUCCAGUACCAUUUGAUAGAUGUGAUAUUGCUGCUGAUUUUUAUUUUGACAACAAUAUUGUACCUUAGCUAUAAGUUAAUUAAAUGCUGCAUCUGUCGCUGUGUAAGUUCCUGUGAAAAGGAAAAAAAUAAACGUGAUUGAAUAGUUAUGUAUAUGUAAUUCAGGAUCACCCAUGAAAACAAAUUGGAAGAAGCGCCACCUGUUCAUUCUUAGAGAACCUGCUGUCUCCGACUAUCCAAGGGCAUCCAUAGACCAUGAUAGGGGAGGGGGGAGGGGUGUCACGCAUCAUCACUGUGCUAAUCCAUAUCAAGUGUAAUGCUUGCAUUUCCAUAAUUUCAUUAAACGAAUUCGUUUUCACUGGCUAGCUGUCUGCCCUAACAUCAAAGAAGACGAAAGAUUUCAUGAAUGGCUG
Messenger RNA from Strongylocentrotus purpuratus (purple sea urchin), 2333 nucleotides. Its product is annotated as UDP-glucuronosyltransferase 1-7C-like. Bases 452 to 2062 code for a protein of 536 amino acids. Gene Ontology annotation, molecular function: UDP-glycosyltransferase activity. The transcript has 3 exons. The record is from RefSeq and is a predicted model, not a curated record. NCBI's taxonomy places the organism in Eukaryota, Metazoa, Echinodermata, Echinoidea, Camarodonta, Strongylocentrotidae.